UUUACGCGGAUAUUUCACACUUUUUUGCUGGCGAUUAUGACUACUAUUCACAGCAACAUCAGUAUCCUGUAGCUUUAGUGCCACAACAAUCCGCCGUAACGAGUUUGUAUGCUGCGCUGCCACCCGCGCCGGGAGAUUUUUCUUCGAAUGCUACUUUUCCCGAUACACCGCCUACGUCUACACAUUCUCCUGUAGCGCCAGUGCGGCCCUCAACAACUGAAUUCACAUUGCCCGAGAUUGUGGAGAAUCGCAGCGCUAAGAGUGGUAGCGGUGGUAGAUUUAAUUUUAUACCAUUGCGCAAUCAGUAUUUGACACCGGAGGAGAAUCGGCCUAAUUAUGAGGCAUCCAAGCGGCCGCCAACCUCGGGAUACAAUCGAAAUGGUGCCUUACGCCUGCACGUACACGAAAUGCGUUGCAUGCAACACGCUGGCGGCGGAUAUUUUCGCGCCGUACUCAAAGUGGACAGUUUCAUAGGCGCAGCGCCCACAGUCGACAAUGAUUCGAACGACAAGCGUUGCGAGUUAAAGUUGGCGCGCAGCUUUGUGGUGGCUGAUAUCGUCGAGGAGGACUUUGAAAAGUGUGGCGUGCACACUUGCGGCAAGGAUUUGUGUUUACGUUUGCGGUUUCCCAGCAUACGCGGCAUGCGCACGAGCGCAGAUGGCAUACUGACACUGCACUGCAAAACGCAACAGCGCGUGGCGGUAAAGACGCAUGCGCUCAAAAUGAGCGUGUCCAAUGAGGUACAAGCGCGCAGCCUGGGCACGUAUGCACACGGCGGCACACAGCUGCCUUUUCGCACGCACGUAGAGCUACUGCGGCGCACAGCACAGGGAUAUGAGCGUCAACUAGAUGCAACCAGCGCGGUGUUGCUGGGUGAGGAAUUACUGCUGCGCGCGCAUGUUAUCGCUGGUGAUGGUUGGAAUUACACCAAACUGACAGAUGUUAAUGUGGAACGCGUCUCACCGUCCGGUGAGCUGUUGAACAAUGUUGCGCUUAUAACUCCACGCGGCUGCAUUAACCCCUCCAUGCAGAGCAUUUGCACGCAACCACCGAGUUUCGACCCGCCACUCGGCCAUCGCUUGAACUUCAAAGCUGUUAUGUUUCAGGGAAUGCGCAGCGGUGAUGAGCUCGUCAUAUCAAUGCGCAUUACUGGCUGCCUGGAAGCGCGCGAUUGCCAUGUCGAUGCCAGUGAUUGUGGCGCGGUGGGCAAUUUGUGGCGGCGUAAGCGUAAUGUAAGCGCUCACAUGGCGGGCGUGGGCAACCAGCAAAGCACUGCGAAUGGCAGCGAAGUGUCCGAGAUAUCACGCAUCGCAUUCAGAGUUGUAAUGCCGAAAGAAGGUAUGGCAGAGCUCAAAGCUCGAAGUGGCACAGGCGCAGGCGCAGGCCCAGGCAUGGAGCUUGAGGAGCAAGCAGCAACUGUUGCUACGUCACUGUGGGAGAGCGCAAAUGACAAUAUGCUAGUGCAGUUGAGCGCUUUGAAAUUGAUCUCAGCUGUGGGUUUUGUGCUGCUGCUGACCUGCUUGGGCAUAUUUGCAGCGGUUAAACUGACAAAAUGA
Messenger RNA from Rhagoletis zephyria (snowberry fruit fly), 1556 nucleotides. RefSeq lists its product as uncharacterized. The record is from RefSeq and is a predicted model, not a curated record. NCBI's taxonomy places the organism in Eukaryota, Metazoa, Arthropoda, Insecta, Diptera, Tephritidae.